AUGAACGGCUACAGCUCUCUCAGUGUCACAUCCCUGCACAGUCAGAAACAGCAACAAGUAGACUUUGACGAAGGCGGCGCCGAUAUUCCCGACAUCCCGCUGAAGCGUCCAGUCACCAAGAUGCACCAGGACCGUCCCUUGAACCCGUCAAGGUUCCAAGAGGCCUGGGAGGAUGAUGAGGAUAGGAACUGGACCGCACAUCACGGACAUGGGCCCAUCAAUCCCAAUACCAUAGCUCCUCGGCCAGAUAGAAGCGCUGUCCGUUCUCCUGAAAUUCCCCCAAGAGAAAGAGGCAGAGUUAAAUCUCCCGAGCCUCUCCACGUUCAGCAGCGGCAAAUGUCUUCGAGCCCACCAAGGAGCCCGAGAACGCGGUCUUCGAGGUCCAGGGCCAACUCGACAUCAUCCUCGUACCAAACAAACAACACAUCACUCCCAGCUCUUCAGACCAAAGGCGCUGGCGAUGACGAGAUUCUCGAGCCCUUGGCAGAAGAGGAAGUCGAGCCCGGCUCGUUUGAUCUUGUGGUCCCAUCUCACGGCGACAACGGACAGUACUCGUUGGAAAACCGCUCCGAACUCCUCUUCUCAAAAGACCACCUACAGGCCAUUUUUGAUGAUCACAUACUCCUGCAACGAUUUACCGACUUCCUUCACCAUGCCCGGCCCGACUCGCUACCCCUGUUGACUUACUUCUUGGACUGCUUAAAAGCACUUCGAGCCAUUGCGUAUGCGAAUGCGAUCGCGGGUGGUCUCGACACUUUGCCCGGGCAUGAGUUCACAAUGGCAAACACGGACAACACAAUCAACAGCUCCCUGAGGAAGAAGGCCGAAGCAGCUUUCGACGUGCUCGUUCAGCAAGAUCUUCCGGCCUACAUCACCCAAACCUGGAUUCAGACCGUCAGCGUGUCCAUCAAGAGACGUAUCACAGGCACCCUUCCAGUCCAGCUCAGAGAAAUGUCCGAGGGUUUGGCAGAAGUGUUUUGCUUGACGGAUCCUUCGAGAAACGACAACCCCAUUGUCUUUGCUUCUGAGGAAUUUCACCGCACGACUCAAUACGGCAUGAACUAUGUCAUUGGCCGCAAUUGCCGUUUCCUUCAAGGUCCAAAGACCAAUCCCUUCAGUGUACAACGUAUCCGUGACAAGAUUCUGGCUGGAAAGGAGCACUACGAGACCUUCCUCAACUACCGCAGAGACGGCUCCCCAUUCAUGAACCUCCUCAUGGUGGCGCCGCUCUACGACAGUCGCGGCACAGUCCGCUACUUCAUCGGCGCCCAAGUCGAUGUCUCCGGUCUCGCCAAAGAAAGCUCGGGCUUGGAUGCCCUUCAGAAUCUAGUUGUCGAGAAGGAGGCAGCCGGCACCAUCAACGGCCAAAACCAGCAGCAGCAGCAGCGAUAUGACAAUGAGGAAGAAAAGGACGAGUUCGAGGAGCUCAGCGAAAUGUUCAAUAUGAACGAACUCGAAACCGUACGCAGACGCGGCGGAAACAUGCACCGCGUCCCGCAAGACGAAGGCCAGGCCGCAUCCUCGACAAACUGGCAAAAGCCACGCAUCCUAAUCCAGGACGAAUCUUCCUCUGUCCACCAAUCCAACCCAGCCGUGCCCCUGACGAGCGGCAAGCUUUCCGGCGUCUACGAGCACUACCUCCUCGUCCGGCCAUACCCUAGCCUCCGCAUCCUCUUCGCCUCCCCUUCCCUCCGUCUCCCGGGAAUCCUCCAGUCCAACUUCAUGGACAGGAUCGGCGGCUCCAACCGCGUCCGCGACGGCCUCUCCCAGGCCUUCGCCGACGGCCACGGCGUCACCGCCAAAGUCCGCUGGCUGACCAAGUCCAACAGCGAAGGGCGCGUCCGCUGGAUUCAUUGCACGCCCCUGUUGGGCAGCAACUGCGCCGUAGGCGUCUGGAUGGUCGUCCUCGUCGACGAUGAGUCCGAGGCCGGCAUGAAGCGAGGGAACCAGGCGCCGCCCGUAGACGGCCGGCUCCGAAGGGCCCCCGGCAUCGCGCAGCAAUUCCAGCAGCAGCAAGCCGGAUCGCAACACCGUCCCUCCGUCGACGACAAAAUGUCCCUGUCGAGCUUCGCUGCCAUGAACCGCGCCCGCGACGAGGUCCAGGUCGACGCCCCCGCCGACUUUGACGUCGACGUUCCCUCCGAACGCCCCGGCAGCCGCGCCAGCCGCGCGAGCAAGUCGAGUCGGCUCAGCCGGGGUCCCGUCAGCGCGCAGCGUCGGCCUCUGAUCCCGGGCGGGUUCGAUGACCCCGACGGAGGGCCAUCCCGGCCUGCGUAUACCGUAAGGCUGGAGGAGGAUUAG
Colletotrichum fioriniae is the source of this 2301-nucleotide messenger RNA. The record is from RefSeq and is a predicted model, not a curated record. NCBI's taxonomy places the organism in Eukaryota, Fungi, Ascomycota, Sordariomycetes, Glomerellales, Glomerellaceae.